AUGAUGCUAACCCAAUUGCGCCUGAACAGAAUUGAAGAGGAGGAGUGGGACAAGUACAACAUCCCCUCCAAGGUGGAGUCAGAGAAAUACAAAGUGAUUCGUACCUUCAGCUUCCUCAAGAGCAGGAUGUCCACCACUCGCAAGAAGAACAAGGUGAGAUACCAUAUAGGCCUGACAGAUAAUGUACACACUGACUGAGUCACAUGUAAUCUACACCUCAGUCUAGACCUAAUAUAAUCUACAGCUAUAAGGACUGCAUGACACACCCAGGAAGUGCUGUAAAACUGAUACCAUUGACUGUCAGUUAUCAUGCUGCUAUUAUCACUUAAUUAUCUGAUACAAAAGCCCAUUAUCAAUAGACUUUGCAUCCUUGAAAAGUGCUAUAUAAAUACCAUGUAUUAUUAUAAUAUUAUUAUUGUAAUCAUCCCAACCCUUCUCCUUAGUAUUCACCUCAGGGUCUGUUCUUCACAUGAUUACAAAGAGCUGGAAGUGUUUGGGGAAAUAACCUUGACCCAAAACACCAUUAAAAAACUGUAGCUUCUUUCCUUUCAAUCAUCAACCCUUUGUUGGUGGAUCAGCAUGUGGAAACCCCCCCCCCCCCCCCCCCUACAUUUCCGUCACAGUGGACUUUAAAAUGGGCUGAAAUAAGGCUUGGAUCGUUCACAUUUAAACUGAUUCAUUUGGAGUCAGUGUGCAUGUGUGGCUAUUUCUGGCUACUUAUAAGCUAGCUAGACCGUAGUAUCUGUAACCUGACUGGUAGUGCUUAAGGCUAGCUGAGUGUAACCAAUGCUUAUGGUGUUACAGAGUUACAAUUAAAUGUUUCUAUGCUUUGACAGGUAGUGUCUGAAAGGGUUUGGAUGUAGUUACAGUAUAAUAUAUGGGUGUGUGUUAACUAGCCUAUCCAUGACUCUGAUGUUCACCCCUGUGAAUCUAUCCUGGUUCAACAAGGGGAAGGGGAAGGAGAAGGAGAGAGAGAAGGAGAGAGAGAAGGAGAGAGAGAAGGAAGGGAAAGACAAGGACAAACAGCAGAAUGGACAUCGUUUCUCCACGGGUUCCUGUGCUGGUCCCACCGUCUGUCUGGUCUGUGACAAACCUACUACUGGCAAGGACCUUCUGCACUGCUCCAGUAUGUAAUCAGCAGUCACAGUUGAAUUAUUAGUAAUGUAUCAGUCAAAACAAUCAAUCAAUGUGUCCCGCAAUGCUAUAAACAUACAAGAUAUCUCAGUGAUCUGCAACUCUGUCACAGAGAAUAAAAAUAGAUCAGAUAUUUAUUGGAAAUGUAGCAAUACAUAUCUCAAGAUAAAUAAAGUGUAUAUGUAUCCAUAGGCUUUCUUUGCAUUCAUAGAGACCAAAUAAUUUGCAAUUGCAAAGAUCCACAUUUUAGGGGAAGAUAUCAGAAUUCCAAUUCAUUCAUUCAUGUAGCUAUUCUAUUUCCAUUCUGGUUGGUUGAUAUCUCUAUUUAUGGACCUAUCCCUCUCUCCCACAGGUUGUACAGUCAUGGUCCAUAAGGGUUGUAAGGACUCUGCUCCCCCGUGUCUAAAGGUGAGUUUCAGCCUGUGUGUAUGUGUGUGUGUGUGUGUGUGUGUGUGUGUGUGUACCUCUGCCCCACAAUCACAUACAUAA
This is a messenger RNA of Coregonus sp. 'balchen', 1623 nucleotides long. Lineage: Eukaryota; Metazoa; Chordata; Actinopteri; Salmoniformes; Salmonidae. The record is from the annotation of a GenBank genome assembly.